This is a messenger RNA of Neospora caninum, 2301 nucleotides long. Its product is annotated as Acyl-CoA synthetase, related. NCBI's taxonomy places the organism in Eukaryota, Apicomplexa, Conoidasida, Eucoccidiorida, Sarcocystidae. Gene Ontology annotation, cellular component: endoplasmic reticulum; membrane. Gene Ontology annotation, molecular function: long-chain fatty acid-CoA ligase activity. The record is from RefSeq and is a predicted model, not a curated record. Bases 1 to 2301 code for a protein of 766 amino acids. The transcript is spliced from 4 exons.
AUGAUGUACGCGACCCCAGUUGGCAGUCCAGGCCCAGGAGAGAGCGCAGUAUGGCGAUCGACGGGAUUUGCGGCGUACUCCGGGUACUCGAUACCUUCGAUCGGGAACUCUUUGCAGUCGCUGUUCGAUCCAGAGCUGCAAGUCUCGUCUUUUGCAGACACGCGAGUUCUCGAUCCCCCAACGGAGAAUGACUGGUGGUGGAGUCCGUACGGCAUUUUCCAGGUCGGAAUGUCGCUUCACGAGGGGCCGGAGAAACCGUGCAUGGGCGAACGAAAAAGUUCAGAGGUCACGGAUGGCUUUGACUAUAUCUCCUAUGCAAAAGUCGACGAAACAGUCCGUGCCUUCGGCUCAGGUUUAGCCGCGCUGCUGCGAUCUGACGGGAUAAAACUGGAGACAUUCCCCGAUGAAGACCGAAACGACGGGACAUUCGCCAACGUCGGAAUUCUCCUCCAGUCCAGAAAAGAGUGGAUCUUCACUGAUUUAGCGGUCUCCGCCUACCCUCCUCUCACGUCUGUCACUCUCCAUUACACCUUCCCCGCUGAGCACGUGCAAAGCAUCGCCGAGCAAUCAAAGCUGUCGUGCAUUGUCACCGAUGUCGACAAGCUGAAGCUUCUCGAGGAUUUGAAGCCGUCGCUUUCGGAACUGAAGACAAUCGUGGUCUUGCACGCCAGGUCGCCUCUGGACCCGCCGCUAGACCUCGACAUCUCCGAGCAGAAAAGACAAUUUGCAACGCUCGGGACGCAAGUGCUCUCCUUUGACGAAGUGCUGAAUCUCGGAAGGGAGCAUCCGACGCGUCCGGUGCUGAAGCAAGAUCCAGAGCGCGUGUUCACCAUUGUGUAUACAUCCGGAACGACCGGGAGUCCGAAAGGUGUGAUGCUGACAAACAAGAACUGGGUUGCAGUGAUUCGCUCACUGUACAUUCAGAACCCGACGACGCUGGGCAUCACGUCGGACUUUGUGCACAUUUCGUACUUGCCCCUGUCCCACGUGUUUGAGCGGGUGAUUGAGUAUGCGGCUCUGGCCCAUGGCGUCCGAAUUGCGUUUUUCUCCCGAAAGCGCGAGUUGAUCCCUGAGGACUGGCGGGCGGCGAAGCCGUCGCUCGUCUUGAUGGUUCCGAAACUCGCGACGACGCUGCUGGAGAAGAUCGAGGCGCGGCUGAAUCAGCAGCCGCUCCUCAACCGCCUCCUGGUCGGCUUCGCGGUUGCGCGCAAACUGCGGUCCACGGCGAAGGGCUCUCAGCCGAACCUUUGGUACGACGACUUGCUCGGCGCCUCGCGGAUCAUGCGCGAGCGGAUUUUCGGCUCGCCAGACAGCAUGAAGUUCGUCGCCUGCGGCGGGGGGAAGCUCGACGCCGCCGUGCAGCAGAAACUCGAAAAGUACCUCGGCCUGAACAUCAUCCAGGGGUGGGGAAUGACUGAGACCGCCGGCGCCGGGAGCUGGCAAGCGUACCGGAACGACGACUCGUACGACAGCGUCGGCGGACCGACGGCGUGUCUGGAAGUCAAGGUGCGCUCCUGGGAGAGCUACGACGCGACCAAGAGCGAGCAGCCGCAGGGUGAGUUGCUCGUGCGCGGCGACAACGUCUUUGCGGGGUACUUUCGGCAGAAAGAAUUGACCGCCGAGUGUCUGCACUUCGACGCCGACGGCGCCAAGCCAUGGCUUGCCACGGGCGACGUGGUGGAGAUCCAACCUGACGGAUCGAUGAAAAUCAUCGACCGGAAGAAGAGCCUCAUCAAACUGGCGCAGGGCGAGUAUCUGCAGACCGAGAAACUCGAGGGCAUCUACGGCGCGAGCGCGUUCGUCGAGAACAUGCUCGUGCACGGCUACGACUCCCAGUCGUACCCGGUCGCCGUCGUCGUCCCAGACCGGCGGCGGGUCCUCGACUGGGCGCGAAAGGCGUACGGGGACGCGGAGCGGGCGGAGGAUCCAGCUGCGGCAGCGCCGGCUGGUGAAGCGGGCGACGACGCGCUUUUCCAGAGAGCCCUCGCGGACUUUGCGCUGAAAAAAGAGAUCCUGGCUGAGUUUGACCGGAUCGCCAGCGAGGCGCAGUUGCUCGGCUUUGAAAAGAUCAAAAACGUGCACCUGACCGCCGACGCGUGGACGCCCGACAACGGGAUGCUCACGCCCACCUUCAAAACGAAGCGGGCGCUCCUUGUCCGAAAGUACAGCAAAGACAUCGACGAGCUGUACAGGCAGAUGGCGAACAGGCAAUUCGUCUCCGACGUCAACACCGCAGUGGCGCUGCGGGACGCGCCUUGGUGGAGGCGACUCCUGCCUUGGCUUCGGUCUUGGUGGCCGUAG